ACAGAAAGAAAAAGGCAAAGGUCCUCGUCAAACGGUACCGACAGACAAGAAGGCAAAGGCAAUGGCUAUUCUCUCUUUUUUUUACUUGUCCGUCUUUGUAUCCCUAGUACUAGUAAUAGAUAGUGAUGCUGGUGAUUCUUGCAGCGCUGGCGUGGUUGGUGGGAGAGAAUAAAUGCUGGGUUUCGUAGAACUGAGCUACGAGAAAGAGAGAGAGACACAGAGUAAGACAGAGUUUCAUGUUUGGUGCAUAUCAUUGGUAAAAAAGAAGUCCUUGGCGUAUGUGUAAGGGAGACAGAGAGAGAGAGAGAGUGAGCGAGAGAGAGAGAGGGAUGAGCAUGCACGUGGUUCAGCUUUGUUGGUUGCAACCUCUAAAUACAUGGAUUUUUAAAAGCAGUUUGUAUUAAAUUUGGCUCACCCGUUUCCUUUCCGGCAACGACAGCAGUCACCAUUUCCAUUGCAUUUCACUCCCAUGCAUGCUUGCCUGCCCUUCAUUCCUUCUCUCUCUCUCUCUCUGCAAGCUCAGAUUUUGGUGCUUGGAUUCAGCCUCAGAAAGGAGAAAGACCAGAUCUUUGUUAUUCAGCCUUCACCGAAAGAACCCAGAUUCCAGAAGCAAAAGGCUAUAAUAUUAAAGGUACUUGAAUUUUUUAAUUUUUGCUUCAAUAAGUGGGUUCAGAAAUUGGGUACUGUUUCUCUUAAAUUUCAGUGAGAAUAUUGUUAUUUGGUGGUGAUCGUGAUGUUGUACUCGGUUACUAGAAAACCCUGAUCUUAUCUCAGCUGGAUCACACUACUACAAUGCCGACGGAUAGACCCUUUUAAUUACCUUCCGAGUUUUGGGAGCAUGAGAAAACUCUAUCAAUUCCGUCUCUCACACGCUCUUUUGUGCUUUCUCUCUUGCUUUCUUGGAAUCGUUUCAGUUUCACCAGUAACCGAGAAAGAGGUUUUGCUUCAAUUCAAGGGGAACAUCACCAAUGACCCAUACAAUAGGUUAAGUUCAUGGGUUUUGAGUGGGGAUCCUUGCCAGGAUUACAGGGGGGUGUUCUGUAACUCGGCUGGAUUUGUAGAAAGAAUUGUAUUGUGGAACACUAGUCUUGUUGGGGUAUUAUCCCCGGCCUUAUCGGGUUUAAAAUCUUUGAGGAUUUUGACAUUGUUUGGGAAUCAAUUUUCGGGCAUUAUCCCUCAAGAAUAUGCUGACAUUCAGACGUUGUGGAAGAUCAACUUGAGUUCCAAUGCGUUAUUCGGGUCAAUCCCGGAGUUUAUUGGUGAUUUACCAAGCAUUCGGUUUCUGGAUUUGUCAAGGAAUGAUUUUGCCGGGGAGGUACCAUCAACAUUAUUCAAAUAUUGUUACAAAACCAAGUAUGUUUCUAUGUCCUAUAACAAGCUUUCGGGAUCGAUUCCUGCAUCAAUAUUGAACUGCAUGAACCUUGAGGGGUUUGAUUUCUCUUUCAAUAAUCUCAGUGAUGGCAUUCCUUCGGGAGUUUGUAGUAUUCCAUUGUUAAAGUACAUGAUUUUAAGUAGCAAUAGGCUAUCGGGAAGUGUUCAAGAACAGCUUUCAGCAUGCCAGAGCUUGAAAAUAUUGGACCUUGGUAGCAAUAUGUUUUCCGGGCAGGCUCCAUUUGGUAUUCUCGGAUCAAAAAAUAUUUCUUUAUUUAAUAUAUCCCAUAAUGGGUUUUAUGGGGAGAUUCCUGACAUGACAACGUGCAGUGAGAGAAUGGAAUUUCUGGACGCUUCAGCGAAUAAUUUGGAUGGGCAAAUUCCGUUGAGCAUUACAAAGUGUAGAAGUCUUAGAGUUUUGGACUUGGCAUUUAACAAGCUGAAUGGGAGUAUCCCAGUAGAAAUUGGAGGUAUGGAGAUGCUUUCUGUGAUUAGAUUAGGUAACAAUUUGAUGGGGGGGACCAUUCCAAAGGAGUUUGGAAGCAUUGAGCUGCUUCAGGUUCUGGAUUUGCACAAUCUGAACCUUGUUGGCAAAAUUCCUGUUGAAAUAAGCAAAUGCGGGAUUCUUCUUGUGCUGGAUGUUUCUGGUAAUGCUUUAGAGGGAGAAAUUCCUGAUACCCUUUCCAGCAUGACUAACCUAGAAUUCCUUGACCUACAUCAAAACCAACUCAACGGGAGAAUCCCUCUAAGCCUUGGAAACAUUACAAAAAUCCAAGUUCUGGAUCUGUCGCAUAAUUUACUUUCUGGGUCAAUCCCUCCUCUUGGAAAUCUGAAAAUUUUAACUCAUUUUAAUGUAUCCUACAACAACCUCUCGGGCACCAUUCCUUCAGCUCUACGCGGUUUUGGUCCAUAUGCAUUUUUUAACAAUCCCCUGCUCUGUGGCCCCCCCCUGAACACAUCUUGCUCAGCAAAGGUCAACGGAUCAAGUUCUUCACCGAGGAAAACAAAGGUCAUAAGUAAUUCUGUCAUUGUUGCAAUUGUUGCUGCUGCAUUGAUCCUUACUGGGGUUUGUGUGGUAUCCAUCAUGAGCAUCAGGGCUCGCGGAAGGAAAAAAGUUGAUGAACCAAUGGUUGUUGAGAGCACACCGCUGGGUUCAACCGAGUCAAAUGUAAUAAUUGGGAAGCUGGUUCUCUUUAGCAAAAGUUUGCCCUCUAAGUAUGAAGAUUGGGAGGCUGGCACCAAAGCUUUGCUUGACAAGGAGUGUCUGAUUGGUGGUGGGUCAAUCGGUACAGUCUACCGGACUAGUUUUGAAGGUGGGAUCUCACUUGCGGUGAAGAAGCUUGACACUCUGGGAACGAUCAGAAACCAAGACGAAUUUGAGCAAGAAAUUGGACAACUAGGCAACCUUCGUCACCCAAAUCUAGUUGCGUUUCAGGGUUACUACUGGUCCUCGACGAUGCAGUUGAUUCUAACUGAAUUUGUCCCAAACGGGAAUCUGUAUGAUAACCUUCAUGGGCUUAACUAUGCAGGCACCAGUACUGCUGGGGGCAACACUGCAUUGUAUUGGUCUAGGAGGUUUCACAUUGCUCUUGAAACGGCAAGAGCCCUAGCUUACCUUCACCAUGAUUGUAGACCUCCAAUUCUUCAUCUCAACAUCAAAUCGACUAACAUACUCUUAGAUGAGGAGUACCAUGCUAAGAUGUCAGAUUAUGGAUUGGGAAAAUUGCUUCCCAUUUUGGAUAACUAUGGUUUAACUAAAUUCCACACUGCAGUUGGGUAUGUCGCGCCAGAAUUGGCUCAAUGUUUGAGACUGAGUGAGAAGUGUGAUGUUUAUAGCUUUGGGGUUAUUCUUUUGGAGUUGGUUACAGGCAGAAAACCGGUGGAGAGUCCAAGCGCAAAUGAGGUGGUCAUUUUGUGUGAAUAUGUUAGGGGACUGUUGGAAAGUGGCUCGCCUUCAGAUUGUUUUGAUCGGAGUUUGCGUGGUUUCGCAGAGAAUGAGCUUAUUCAGGUACUGAAGUUGGGGCUCAUCUGUACAUCCGAGGUUCCUUCAAGGAGACCAAGCAUGGCAGAGUGUGUCCAGGUUCUUGAUUCUAUCAGAAAUGGAUUGGGUCAUUCUGAUUAGGAUAUAUUAAAGGGUUAAAAAAUUGAAUUAACAAUUCAUCUUUGGAGCAAAGAUCAAAGCAAAUACUAUAGCUGCCAGCAGACAAUAGGCAUGGUAUAGUUGUGAAGACGGCAGGGGAAGUUGCUCAUUUGACAGAUAUAGGUAGAAAAAUUGAUUAUUUUCUAAGUUGUUUCUGAGUUACCAUCAUCAAUUUGUUUGUGACAGUUCUAAUUUUUAGCAAUAAAACCAUUCGAUUAUUGUUACUCA
Molecule: messenger RNA, 3739 nt
Organism: Carya illinoinensis
Lineage: Eukaryota; Viridiplantae; Streptophyta; Magnoliopsida; Fagales; Juglandaceae
Product: probable LRR receptor-like serine/threonine-protein kinase At1g12460
Exons: 2
Coding region: 839-3493 (884 amino acids)
Biological process (GO): protein phosphorylation
Cellular component (GO): plasma membrane
Molecular function (GO): ATP binding; protein kinase activity; protein binding
Source: RefSeq, a predicted model, not a curated record